AUGGGGCGUGCAAAACUGAAGAUGGAACUAAUAACCAAAGAGAAAUCAAGGAAUGCAACAUUCAAGAAAAGGAAAGAAGGUUUAUUGAAAAAGUUAUAUGAAUUCACUACUCUUUGCAAUGUCAAUGGACUUAUGAUUAUGUAUGGGCCUAAACAAGCCAAUGGAUCUGACUCUAACCCUGAGAUUUGGACAAAUAGCAGUGGCAAUAGUAUAACAACUAAAAGCUUACAAGAACAAGAGAUUCAGAAUCUCAUCGAAGAGUAUAAAAAGGAGAAUAGUUUGCAAUCUGGUAGUACUAAAACCUUUGGAUUGUCUGAUUAUUUCGUUGAUCGAAACAAGAAAGUUGAGGAAGAGUUUAUCAAGUUGAGAAAGAUGAACAUGGAAAAAAAAUACCCAUGUUGGCUAGAGUUUAUGGAUCAGUUAUCUGAGUUUAAGUUGAGGGAAUUUUUAACUUUGUUGGAUGACAAAGUUGAAAACGUCAAGUCUAGAAUUAAUUUGCUUAAAGGGAAUUUUUCUAGUGAUUAUUUGAUGGAAGGAGAAAUGAUUGAUUUGGCAGGAGGACAAGCAACAAGAUUAAGCCAGUUGACUCAUUACAAUGAUAAUAAUGUAAUGGUUCAAGGAGGAAUGGAAUUUGGAGAUUAUAAUCAUCGUGAACAAUUGCAAGCUCCAACUUAUCCUUACUGUAAUUCCAUCGUUAAUCAUCAAGAAAUGAUGAUGUUAAUGAUGAAUGAGAAUGAUUGGCAGUAUAAUAAUAAUGGUGCAUCAUCAUCCUCUGGAGGCAUUGGCGCCAAUAAUAUGAGGUGUGCAUUGAUGAAGUAUGAAACUAUGAUGACUCAUAACAUGAUGGGAGGUAAUAAUCAAUUGACAUACGCAGCUCCAACAAUUCUGCAGCCAACUCCAUGCAUGAUGAUGUCAAAUGCUAUGCCCCAAAUGCAACAGUCUUGGAGAGAUAACGAGCCAGAUGAGAAAGCAAAAUUUUCUCCUUACAUGAGAAAGUAG
Messenger RNA from Solanum dulcamara, 999 nucleotides. RefSeq names its product agamous-like MADS-box protein AGL19. The record is from RefSeq and is a predicted model, not a curated record. Gene Ontology annotation, molecular function: protein dimerization activity; DNA-binding transcription factor activity, RNA polymerase II-specific; RNA polymerase II cis-regulatory region sequence-specific DNA binding. The transcript has a single exon. The coding region runs from base 1 to 999 and encodes 332 amino acids. Gene Ontology annotation, biological process: positive regulation of transcription by RNA polymerase II. Lineage: Eukaryota; Viridiplantae; Streptophyta; Magnoliopsida; Solanales; Solanaceae.